UGACCACGUGACUUGACAUCAACUUGUUAUCUGCAUUGCGACAGUGUCUGAUUAGGACCAAGGUGCAGGGUACUUGACCCGGAAGUUGUCAUCAGAAGGCGGAUACCGGGGUAUAAACACCAUCACCACCUCCACCGUCUCAACAAGCGUCGUCGCAACAUCCCUCCUCUCGUGGAAUCAUGGCACUAGUUGGUUCCUGGCAGCAUGGUCUGUUCGGCUGUUUUGACAACUUUGGAACUUGCAUCGUCACGUACCUGGUACCAUGCUACACAUUCGGUAAGAACGCCGAGGCCGUUGGGGACAGCUGCUUUCUAUGCGGGGCCGCCUACUUCGUCCCUGGCCUCAACCUGUUCGCUUUGCUCUCUGUCAGGGGUAAGAUCAGAGAGCGGAAGGGCAUAGACGGGACUUUUGUCAACGACUGCUGUGCUAUCAUACUGUGCCACCCUUGUGCCCUGGUCCAGGAGGCUAACGAGAUACAGUGCCCCGGGAGUCAGUUCAUGGCCAGGUCCUAGUGGGAGGGACCCCUUGGGACACGUGCUUGUGCUUGGGGGCAAUGUUUGUGUUUACUUUGUGAAAUAUGUAACCGAUGCAACGAGAAGAUGUUUACAAGGUGUAACAAGUGUGACAUUAAUGUAACCACGUUCCUGGCGCGUGACGCCGUUCAUGUCAUCAAGGUUUUCAAGCUCCACCAAAUGGACUAUCUACAAGAGUGGUGACCCUGUCAUUUGAUAUCACAUUUACAUUGCUGAAUAUGAAGCCAGUGAACAUUGAACAUUGAACAGUGAGCUUAGUGACUGUAACUCAUUGUGUCUAGACUUGUAAUCGAUGUGACGGCAUUGUGUGCAUUUAUGUUGUGCAAUCAAUUACCAUUGAAAAUGUCGGGUGUUAGUUUCCUGGUUCGGUCACAUGUUCUCCCUUCACAAUAAAUAGCAAUGUUACAUGUCAGCACGCGUCACUUGAUAGGGUGCGUGUCCUCCUACCAUGUUAUCACGACAAGGACACUUGUUGACUGAUCAUUAAAGGGAUUCAUUUUGAUGAA
This is a messenger RNA of Haliotis rufescens (red abalone), 1039 nucleotides long. Its product is annotated as cell number regulator 10-like. The coding region runs from base 180 to 512 and encodes 110 amino acids. NCBI's taxonomy places the organism in Eukaryota, Metazoa, Mollusca, Gastropoda, Lepetellida, Haliotidae. The record is from RefSeq and is a predicted model, not a curated record. The transcript has a single exon.